This is a messenger RNA of Onychostruthus taczanowskii (white-rumped snowfinch), 2052 nucleotides long. It is a transcript of the gene UTS2R, whose product is annotated as urotensin 2 receptor. The coding region runs from base 487 to 1632 and encodes 381 amino acids. Gene Ontology annotation, molecular function: urotensin II receptor activity. Gene Ontology annotation, cellular component: membrane. Gene Ontology annotation, biological process: regulation of blood pressure; blood vessel diameter maintenance; neuropeptide signaling pathway. The record is from RefSeq and is a predicted model, not a curated record. Lineage: Eukaryota; Metazoa; Chordata; Aves; Passeriformes; Passeridae. The transcript has 2 exons.
CAUACUUGGCUGGCAGCACGCUCCCUUCCUGCCCCUGCCGCUCCAGAUGCGACAGAGCACUGGGAUCUCUCACUCUCCUCUGCCCAUGAAGAAGGAUUCUCUUCCUUUUUUUUUUUUCUCUUUUUCUGUUUUUCUUUCUCUAAAUUUCAGCUUCGAUGCUACUAGAUACAUUUUUUUUUUAAUUUAUUAUUUUCUUUCUUGUAGGAAACUUCAUCUGCCGGAUUUAAAAGCAAGGUUUGAGCAGAAGAAAUUCAUUUCUGUUUACAGCUGUAAAUAUGCACGGUACUCCUGUGGGAUGAUAUCGUAGAGGGAAAGGCAAGAUUGGCUGGGAAAAUCGCCUGGACCUGGAGAAUGCAGAUGGUCCUUGGAUGAGACACUGCUGAGAAAUGGUUCUACAUCUCCCCGCAGCUGCGUUUCUCAGAGCAGAGAGAACCCCCUCAGACCCCUGUGACAUGAGCAAAGCUUCUGGCAUUUAAACCCGGGAGGAUGUCCCUAACUGACGAGCUGGACAGCCACUUCACCACCCCCUACAUGGUGACAGACACGGGCGAGGACAGUGUGUUCAGAAUCAGGCCCAACGGCUCCGCCAAUGCCACCGAGGACGACGCGUGGGCCGCCAGCUCCACGGAGGACAUGAUUGCCAUCUGCACCAUCGGGGCCAUCCUGUCGCUCAUGUGCGUGGUUGGGGUGACAGGCAACGUCUACACCCUGCUGGUGAUGUGCCACUACCUGCGGUCCUCUGCCUCCAUGUACAUUUACAUCAUCAACCUGGCACUGGCCGACCUGCUCUACCUCCUCACCAUCCCCUUCAUCGUCGGCACCUACUUCAUUCAGAAGUGGUACUUUGGGGACAUUGGCUGCCGCAUCCUCUUCAGCCUGGACUUCCUCACCAUGCACGCCAGCAUCUUCACCCUCACGGUCAUGAGCACGGAGCGCUACCUGGCCGUGCUGAAGCCCCUGGACACGGUGAAGAGGUCCAAGAGCUACCGCAAGGCCAUUGCUGUGGUGAUCUGGCUGGUGUCACUGCUGCUCACCCUGCCCAUGCUCAUCAUGAUCCAGCUGGUGCAAAGGGACAACAAAAGCAUCUGCCUGCCCACCUGGAGCAAGCUGUCCUACAAAGUCUAUCUCAGCAUCCUUUUUGGCACCAGCAUCGUGGGCCCGGGGGUGGUCAUUGGCUACCUGUACAUCCGCCUGGCUAAGAUUUACUGGGUGUCCCAGACUGCUUCCUUCAAGCAGACCAAGAGGCUGCCCAACCAGAAGGUGCUCUACUUAAUCUUCACCAUAGUGCUGGUCUUCUGGGCUUGCUUCCUGCCUUUCUGGAUAUGGCAGCUCCUCUUCCAGUAUUAUGAAUCCUUCCCUUUAUCUCCCAAGGUGAUGAAGAACAUUAAUUACUUGACGACCUGCCUGACCUACAGCAACAGCUGCAUCAACCCUUUCCUCUACACCCUGCUCACCAAAAACUACCGGGAGUACCUGAAGAACAGGCAGAGGUCCCUCAGCAGCAGCAGUGGGUACUUCCAGAGGAGGAAUCGUUUCCAGAGGAUUUCAGGGAGGUCCCUGUCCACGAGCAGCCAGCACUGCACAGAGACUUACGUCCUUGCUCACGCUCCUUUGGGAAACAGCAGUGCCUGAAGGUAAAAUAUAUCUCCAAGAACAAUCAAUACUGACUUCAAUGUUGCUUUGAUUUAAAGUGUACGUUGUGCAGGCGAAGCCUUGGCAGUGCACACAUUUAGUCCAGAGGCUAAAUGCCGUGUGUCUGUUCUCAUUUCUCCAGUGCCACUGAUUUGAUGCUAGCAGCACUCAGCUGAACAUCUAUCUAAAUAGCCUUUCACUUUUUAUCUUUAUAUAUUAUAGUGUACGUCUCCUCAAGUAGCCAUCAAUAAUGAAAGCCUAUAACAGGGCCAUGAUUUUUAAUAGUAUCAGCUGUCUCACCACAUUUAAAAUUAUGUUACCCCAUGAAUGGCUGUAGUUUGCUCUUUUUUUCCUUUAGCAGUAGUGCUAAAUUUGUAGUUGUAUGAGGACUGAAGACAAUGAAAUAAAGAAAAAGCAGCU